Messenger RNA from Blastomyces gilchristii SLH14081, 1092 nucleotides. RefSeq lists its product as uncharacterized. The transcript is spliced from 2 exons. NCBI's taxonomy places the organism in Eukaryota, Fungi, Ascomycota, Eurotiomycetes, Onygenales, Ajellomycetaceae. The record is from RefSeq and is a predicted model, not a curated record. The coding region runs from base 288 to 1031 and encodes 247 amino acids.
CGAAUAUCAAUAUAAUUUAAUUAUUACUUUACACACACAUCCUGUCUCUUUAAGUUAGAUUCCAAAUUAAACCGCUUACGGUGCAACCACACGGGAGGUGUCGCGGUAGAUUCAGCAAUUCAUCCAUCCCCGUCCAACUUCUCCUUCUAGUUCUGAGCUAGAUCAUCUCUCCCCGCAAUAAACAUCCCAUCCCAGGCCAGCCAGAUUGGCAAUACUUGCCUGUAGUUAAACUACAUGCAUACAACUAAUCUCCCAAGAAAACAGUAGAAAGAUAACGGGGACAGAAAAUGUCCUGGGCAACGGUCCUCACAACCACAGCCUUCUAUGCCAUCUACCCCGUCACCAUCACCGCCAACAUCCUACUGACCGUUCUACAAGCACUCGCUACUCCCUGCGUACAUGUGGUACUCUAUAUAUUCCAUAUCUGUAUCUUAUUGCCCCUGCGCUUCUUGCUAAAAUUCGAGUCGCUAUACAUCUUCCUCAGCGUCGCUGGUGCCCUUGGUGUGUCCGCGGGGAUAUCUUUGCAUUUCUUGUCUGGGUAUAUGCAUCAAUUGCUUAAUAUCAGCCCUGGAAGCGAGGACAACGAAUUCCCAGACAGCAAGAAUAAAAUAGUUGGUGAUGGUAGUAGUAAUAGCCGCUAUCUACCCAGCCCAAGCCAAAAAAUCAGACGUAGAAAUAAGAAGGGGGAUGAGGAACGGACGGGAAUGCGGGGUUUGUGGCGAUUGCCCGCGUUUAAGACAGAGCGAGUGGGUAAGGGGUUGGGCAAAUGGGAAAGUGAAGAUGAAGAUGAAAAGGAAAUUGGGAAUAGGAGUGGUAGUGAGUGGAUUUAUAAGGGGGAGAGGGAUAAAGAGAACCUGCUUGUGACGAUGAUUCUGGAGGAGGAUGAGGAGGAGGAUGACGAUGGUGAGGGUAACAUGGAUGAGGAUGAGGAUGAUGAUUGUGAUUAUGAUUAUGAUGAUGAUGUUGAUGAUGAUGAUGAUGAUGAUGAUGAUGAUGAUGAUGAUGAUGAUGAUGAUGAUGAGAGGAUAUAAUCCACUAUCUGAAUGAGUAUUGCUGGAAUCCGUAUGUUGAUUUGCUUGUUAUUUUUGCCUA